AUGAGGUUAAUAGUAACUUGUGACGACUCGGGGUCAGCCCAAGGAGGUGAUUUUGUACUCCAGGAACAGAUACCUCGAAACAGGACAAGCCCCAGCCCCAUUUCCAUAACUCAGGUGUUUGUUGAACCAAAGGCAUCUCCAGCAUCGAGAAUCCUCUAUUCCACACUUUACAAAGAAAGAUAUGCCAUCUGUUGUCGUUUGGAUGCUUCAGUCUCCGUUUAUGACUUGGAAGAUGACGAAAAGAAGCUUGUGUGUCAUAGGGAGUAUGUUGAACUCAAAGGGUGUAAGCCUGUUUCUUUGCAUGUAUUUUCCGAAUUCGAUGCUUUGGUUAUGGGUUUAGAUUCUGGCAAAGCUGCGUUGGUUGGUUUCCAUAAGAAUACCUUGGAGAAGGAGUGCCAGAUUGUGGAUCUUCCAGGGGGAAAACCAAUUGAGGCGUUCGAAGCUUGUCCUUCUCAACCUGGUGUCUUUGCCUAUGGAGGAAAGGAAAACGAUUUACGCAUAGUGAAAAUGUUUGAAGUCGGCAAGAAAGUUAAGCUUCUUGAAUCUGUUGAGGUACUUUUCGCAGCCAAGAACGUCAAAAACGACCAUUUGGACUUGCGUGUUCCUAUUUGGAUCACUAAAAUACGAUUCAUUUCGCUGAAAAAUUCGUACAAAUUGAUAACCGCAACCAGAUACGGUCAAUUGCGCAUCUACGACACGAACCACGGCAGAAAGCCUGCUCAUGACUACCAAGUAUGCACCAACCCAAUUAUAACCUUAAAUUUUGCCGGCUCCAACUCCGAUGAGGUGAUCAUAACUGAUAACAGAAAUAUGGUCGCUAGACACUCAUUGGUAUCAAUUGACAAAAAAGCAUUCAAAACCAAUUCCGCUACUGUUGGAGACAUAAUUAAGCCCGUACCGAGACUCUUGGGAAAAUAUCAAGAAGGCGGCAACACAGGUGCCAUUUUUGGUGUUCUGUGCUUCAAAGAUACCUUUGUCGCGACCGGUGGUCUUGAUCGGUACUUGAGGGUAUAUGACCUCGAAACUAGAGAAAUGGUUUCCAAAGUGUACAUGGGGUCGCAGAUAGCAGAUAUUUUGUUUUUAGAAGGGGAGGAAGAAGAAGAAUCAGAGGAAGAGGUUGAUGAGGAAGAAGAGAACAAUGCAUUGUGGGACGAAUUGGAAUCCAAUCGUCCGGCGAAAAAGCAAAAGCAAACGUGA
Molecule: messenger RNA, 1197 nt
Organism: Meyerozyma guilliermondii ATCC 6260
Lineage: Eukaryota; Fungi; Ascomycota; Pichiomycetes; Serinales; Debaryomycetaceae
Gene: NSA1
Product: ribosome biosynthesis protein
Exons: 1
Coding region: 1-1197 (398 amino acids)
Biological process (GO): ribosomal large subunit biogenesis
Cellular component (GO): preribosome, large subunit precursor; nucleolus
Molecular function (GO): protein binding
Source: RefSeq, a predicted model, not a curated record